Trichomonas vaginalis G3 is the source of this 336-nucleotide messenger RNA. RefSeq lists its product as uncharacterized. The record is from RefSeq and is a predicted model, not a curated record. Bases 1 to 336 code for a protein of 111 amino acids. NCBI's taxonomy places the organism in Eukaryota, Parabasalia, Trichomonadida, Trichomonadidae. The transcript has a single exon.
AUGUAUGACCUCCUUACUGUUCUCAUGAACUAUUUCAACACUGUUCUCAUGUAUGACCUCCUCACUGUUCUCAUGAACUAUUUCAUCAUUGCAUUCAUGUAUGACCUCCUCACUGUUCUCAUGAACUAUUUCAUCAUUGCAUUCAUGUAUGACCUCCUCACUGUUCUCAUGAACUAUUUCAUCAUUGCAUUCAUGUAUGACCUCCUCACUGUUCUCAUGAACUAUUUCAUUAUUGCAUUCAUGUAUGACUCCACUGUUCUCAUGAACUAUUUCAUCAUUGCAUUCAUGUAUGACCUCCUCACUGUUCUCAUGAACUAUUUCAUAUUGCAUUCAUGA